This is a messenger RNA of Rodentolepis nana, 414 nucleotides long. The record is from the annotation of a GenBank genome assembly. Lineage: Eukaryota; Metazoa; Platyhelminthes; Cestoda; Cyclophyllidea; Hymenolepididae.
UUCUUCAAGAGCGGCUUCAAGAAUGUCGUUCUUCUUGACGCAUCCCCAACUGGAAACGCCGAAAGCGAUCAUACGAUUGCCCCCAUAGGCGUCCGUGUAAUCCCUCACUGCCUCUCCUGCUAAUUUCAUUAUGCCCAACUGAAAUCCACCCGUGACUAUCCAGCAGCCACUAUCGGCGGCUUUCCAGAGACCCUUUUUGAAGAUCAUUUUGAGCUUUCGUUUCUUUUCAAAAUCUGUCCCGAAGACGGUGAUAAUUAGAGUAGGUGGCCUCAAGCCCCAUCGACGUUGCAAUAGAUCCCUAAUUGCACUGUCAGACAUGUGGGGGGAGAGCUUGGCGAACCUAGCGGUUUGAUUAAGGCCAGUGAAUUCGAUUUCCCCAUGAAAACGAUGAACUUGAGAGGGUCUUCGUAUUGA